UACCUGGACGUUCCCUGAUUUUCCAUGCCCGCCAGUUUCAAAAAAGAUUUCUCACACAAUCACGAGCUGUGCUAAUGGAGAAUUUUGAGACAGAAAUAACAGAAAAUUGUUUGAUAGGAAUACAGCUUAUAAGUGGUGGUAGGACUGAAACUCAGACAUGUCUUGGUGUUGUCAUGGUAGCAAAGAAUGAAGAUUUAUCCCUGCACAACUUGAGAACUCUGAUGUAUUGUCAAGUUGCAGCUCUACCAGAAACUUUCAUAUUCUGUACAAAGCAGGGUUGGAAUAUUAACCAGAACUUGGAGAACUCAGUUUUUGUAAAACAAAUUGUAUCAGAGGAGUGCUCAUUAUUUAUACAGAGAUAUUUCGAGACACCAUGUAUUGGAAUUAGACAGAGGUCUGGAGAAAAUCUUGGUAUGGUGUUUGUUGAUCUCCAUUGUGUUUUGUCAGAUGUACGACAAUCUAUUCAAUCACAGAUGACAGGAAGUAAGCUCUCAAGACAAAACUACUGGUUCCUGAAACACAAUGCCUGGCCAAUUAGCUGUAAGCAAGAGAGUCAGUUGAAAGUCAUUGACAUAAUUGAAGAUUCCUGUCUCAUUGUUGAUGUUCAGACAUUCCUUACACCAAGCAGUUCCCCACUGACUCCUAGUCCCCAACCAAGGAAGAAAAUUAAAGGCACUCGACAUUUAUCAUUUCGUACCAGUAAGGACCUGGAUAGAAAUCAGAUUGCUGAUUCGUGUGUAACUGAUGAGAAACAAAUUUUGAUAAGUUAUGUACGUGCAGAUGCAGCACAUCAUGCUCUAACCCUUAAACAAGAGUUAUCUUCUCUUGGUUUUAGUGUCUAUCUUGAUGUACAUGAAAUCACAUCAGGUGUGGAUUGGCAGGAUUCUCUCAACGAUGCUGUGAGUAAUUGUCAGGUGUUUGUGCCAUUAGUCACACCAAAGUAUGGAGAAACUUUAUGGACAAAUAGAGAGAUAAAGUUAGCAGAUGUUUUAGGAAAGUACAUCAUUCCAGUCAGUUUUCUGUCAGACUGGCCACCACCAUGCCUUGCAAUACAAUUUUCUACAACACAAUAUAUCAGCUGGACUACUAAUAAUACAGGUACUGUUAUAUUUUUGUGUUAUAAAAAUAAGGACAUAUUUACAUGGAAGAGUAAAGAUCUCAAGUUUGUAGCCAAACAGAUAGCAGAAAAAGUUCAGAAGUUCAUGAACACAGACACAGAUCUUCCUUCUCUAAUAAAAAGGAAAACCGUAGUAAAGAGUUGUCCAUGUGUAGACAGUUCUAAUCCACAAGCUACAAUUGAAAAUAGAGAGGGCAAUCCACUAAUAGUUAUAUGUGUACAUCCACAGCAAUCCACACUGGCUGUUGAAAUGAAAGAAUUGUUAGCGGGACACAAAUUUGAGGUUUGGUGUUCAACACAGUUAUCAAUGAACUAUCCUGAUUCUUUGACAGAUCAUGAACAGGGUUUAAAACCAGGAACAAUGGAGUUACAAAAUAGACAAGUUUUCCAAGAACAAGCUGACGAAGCUGGAGUUAUUGUUCUUAUUCUGUCUCAACAGUUUAUACUGUCUAGAACCUGUCAACAACAGGUAUUUUAUUGUGAACAAAGGAAGAAACUGGUUCCAGUUUUGUAUGGUGAUUUUGUGAUACCAGGAUGGUUGACUGUAUUAACAGGUCAUCAUGUAUUAAUGAAUACAGACAUAUACAAAGAUCAGCUGAUAGGCAGAGUAGAAGAACUAUUAAUAUCUACAGAGUACAACAGAAAUUCAUCUAUAGAGACUUGUGUUACAGAAAUUAAGUCAACUGUAUCAUCUAGGUUAUCUGUGUAUAUAACUGGUAGUUGUUCCCUCAUUACAGACAUGACAGAGAAAAUUUGUAGGUCAAUGGGUAGAUGUUUAGCAACUAUAGAUAAUAUUGUGAUAGGGACAGGAAGUGGAUAUGGCUUGGAAGACAUAGCGGCACAGUCUUUCUAUCAGGAAUCACAAAGAAUGUGGAAAACUAACAAUAAAGUUCUUCAUAUACACACACAAAAUCAGCAGUCAGAGUUGAAAAACUAUGGCAUGACAACUCAAGUUAGACAUGAAGACUUUGCUGUCAUUGUGGCUAGUGUGUUCGAUAUAUGCAUCGUAAUCAGAGGUAACUUAGAAAUUUCACACUUGAUUGACAGCUUCAUAUGGAAUGAAAAAUUGGUUAUUCCAGUCUUGUGUCAAGAUCUCACACAAAUAUCAAAGAAACCUCAAAACAUAAGUGAAAAUGAUUGGUCCAUAUUAUCCAGUGCCAUGGCAACACCAGAACAAAUUGGACAGACAGUAAAAGCUGUAAUUUUACAGAAUUCCACAGAAAGACUUUCAGAACAAAUUAGCAGCAUCAAUGUACUCACUUCGAGCCCUAAUACAGCAUUAAGGAAAAUGACAACAGUAUUACUCCCUGAAAAGAUCUAACAUAUUUGAUUUUUAAAUAAGAAUGUGAUGACUUGUAAACCUAAUUUAUGAUUUGAAAUAAUUUAAGUUUUAAUAGUAGAUUGGAUUUGUACUGUUUACACUAUUACAGAAAUUGAAGAGGUCAAUAAUUUGUAUGAAUUAAGCAUGGUAUUUAUUUGAUAAUUGAUAAACAAGAUUUGAUUAGAUAGUAUAUAUGGAAAGUAUAUGUUAAGUCAGGGAAUUUUAAUACACUUUGUUAGUUUACAAGUCAUGAUAUUUUAGCCAGUGAUAGCUGGCCCUAUGUUGACAUAUCACUUUCGAUUUUAAGAUGUAACAGAAUUAUGAAUUGAAUGCAUGUGUCAAGCAAAUGAUAAAAUCAUUGAUGUGUAAAUGACUUGAAGAUAGCGUAAAACACAAUUUGAAUUUUCUACAUGUACAUGUACAUGUAUGUCCAACUUUUCACAUGAAAUUUGCCCUAAGCAACCAAAUGAAACUUUUCCACAUAGUCAUCUAUUGGUCAAUCUAUUUAAAAUUUUGUCAGUUCUAUUGUCCCAUUAAAUAAAUACAAUAGCUAUUGUUCUAUGUGUAGUUUAUUCACUGGGACCUUUACAUUUCUUCUAAGAGAAAUCCAUCACUCUUUGAUUAAUUCACCUGAGAAAAAAAUUGUCUUCUAAAUAGAUUAAAAGUACAUGUUUCAACUCACAAAACUGCAUGUGAUGUUGUUUCAAUAUCAAUAAUAUAUUUUAUUCAGAAAAUAACAAAGUUAUCAAUAUCAUGCCUUAAUUACUAGAAGGGUAUAUUUAUGAACAAGUUUAUAAGAACCUCAACAUUUUUUUUUAAGUUAUGCCCUUGAACAGAUAAUAUAUGUACAUUGCAUUGGAACACUGUUCUUUAAUAAAUUGAAAGUAACUCUGGAAUUUUUUCCAGAGGAAUAAUGACAAAACUGACCUAAACUUCAUCCAUUUUUAUUUUUUUUUUGCAAAUUAUACACUGUGAUACAAUUUGAUGUGUUGAAAGUCUUGAAUCUUGAUACUCAAUGAUAGUAUUACCAGAUAAAAUCAGCCAAUACAUUCAAUGAGUUUAGUCAAUAUCAGAAGAGGCCAUAAAAGUAACCCUUAUAUUUUCAAGAAUCAAAAAUGUAUAAUUUAUAAAAUGCAAGUUGUGUUUAAUU
Mytilus californianus (California mussel) is the source of this 3588-nucleotide messenger RNA. RefSeq lists its product as uncharacterized. The coding region runs from base 75 to 2438 and encodes 787 amino acids. The transcript is spliced from 19 exons. NCBI's taxonomy places the organism in Eukaryota, Metazoa, Mollusca, Bivalvia, Mytilida, Mytilidae. The record is from RefSeq and is a predicted model, not a curated record. Gene Ontology annotation, biological process: signal transduction.